This is a messenger RNA of Toxoplasma gondii ME49, 3456 nucleotides long. RefSeq lists its product as hypothetical. The coding region runs from base 1 to 3456 and encodes 1151 amino acids. The transcript has 4 exons. NCBI's taxonomy places the organism in Eukaryota, Apicomplexa, Conoidasida, Eucoccidiorida, Sarcocystidae. The record is from RefSeq and is a predicted model, not a curated record.
AUGUUGGGACGCCGGUGUUCUUACGACAGUUUCCUUCCACCUCAUCAUGGCCAAAAUGGUAAUGGGUUCGGAUCUUUGUCCUUCGACCCCACUAUGGCGAACUUACUCGCACGAGCGAACUCGAAUGGGCAAUCAGACCAGGUGCCGUCCAGGUUUCCGUCAUUGUCGUCGAAAGGUUCCAACGAUUACAAUGGAGCGCGCGAGAUGUUCGUUCAUUCGGGGAUUCCAUUUAUCCUGGAUAGCCAGGGGGGCAAUCCUGGAACGACAGAUAUAUCCGGUGGAGAUGCGUUUGGUACGGAUCCGGCAGUCGCGGGCCUGGACCUUCUAACUAUAGCGCCUGGAACACGACAUGAGCUUAACCGUUCCGGAACGGGUAGCAGCUGCGGCGAUCGGCCUUCACGUGGAGAAAGCUUUCGCCGAACGGAUUCAACCAAUUCGGACCAGCCUCUGCUGCUAUUCUCGAAAACAGAUGAUUCUGCUGCGUAUGGAUCUGGCCAGUUAGACGAGGGUGGUCCACCAGCGUUCAUCACGCAGGGUCCACCGGUGCUGCAGACGGCGGAAUCGGAAACAGGCCCUUCGUCGAUGAGUACAUUGCCGAGUGCAUCCUACCCUGUUGCGGACUCUUGCUCGACGACAGCUAGUAUGGAGAACUUGAUAAACCAAGCAGGAGCUUCUGGUGCGCUACACAGCUCAGGACCGCGUUUCGUUGAACGAGUGCCAUCGACUCUACAGUCGUGUACGGCGACAGAGUCGGGUGCUCAAACGGGUCGAGGCGAAAGUUUGUAUUGCUCGUCUGGUCAACGGAUGCCGAUGGACAGAACAGGGACUCAACAGCGGAUGACGGGGGGGAGCGUUGGGAGUGACUGUCACGGUCUGUGGCAGGGGGGUGCGCAGUUGCAUGUAGCACCCGAGCAAUAUCGUGUGGUGUACCCGCAUCAAGGCCAUGGUGCCGAUGUGCAGAGUAAGUGGGAAACAGGCACCGGUCAGUACCACCCUCCUCCUGGGACACCGUAUGUAGGGACCGCGUACCACUGGUCCGGUGACUGGUUCGGUGCAGAGCAACAGCACCAAGGCGCGAGUAAAAAUUCGUUUCGUUUUGACCAACGUGAAACCGAAGGCACUCGAGAAGGCGCGCUACCAGGGACUGGAGAGGAUCAGGCAAGAGCCCUUUCGGAUUCUGGAGUGAUGUCGCUGACGACUGACGCAUACUUUUCAGCAGCGCAUUCUGAAGCUGUUUCACCAGCAUCAUCUGUGCCGUCGGAUAAGGGCUGCGUCGCCCACCACGGUGUUGCUGCUGAUGAGCCCGGCUCCUGUUCUGCAGAGGGAGCGCUGGAUGGGGUUUCUUCUUCGGGCAACAACGCGAUCAGGUCGUCUUCCUCUUCUCUGGCUCCACCGACGGGGAAUUCGACAGCGACAACUUCGCCUGGAAUUGCAGCAGAAGCCAGCUGCAGCGGUUCACUUGCAGCUCCGGACGAAGCGAGUGUUCUGCCAAGCAGGACAACUGGGACCACCAGCAGCAGUGACUCCGGUGAUGCCCAUUCGGAAGGGGGCGAUGGCUCGGAAGGUGGGGAUCGGUGUAUCACCGAGCUGACGAAGGGAAACAGGUGUAUUCGGGGAGCCCCGAGAGCGACAGUGCAGCAGCUCUAUGGCCAGACCUACGAUUUGGAAGCUUUGGCUCUGGAAAUCGACCGCACUUCUCUGGACGCAAUGGACACGGGCGAGAUCCGGAGAGACUACUAUCCGGGUGUGAAGUUUCCGGUUGGCGAUUUGGGUCGGAAACUGUUGUUGAUCGCUGUGCGAGAGAAAAUGGAGGCCGGCACGUGUGGACAACUGAAAUUUCUUACGUUGACUGACCUGUUCCGUCUGGCGUACGAACUGGGCAUGUGGAGCUUCGCGCUGAAGGUUUCGAUGGCAUACAAAGCUGGCGGGUUGCGUAUUCCAAAGGGAGGCCUUGGAGGAGGUAGAGGUGGAGGCGGAAGGGAUGAACUUUGGUGUGCCAAAGAGAGUCGUCGCCGUCGAAAGGGACGGAAAAGCAACAGAUCGCGGACGAAGGCAGGAACUGGCAGAGUCGCCAAGGCUGAUCAAGAUGGAGACGCUUUAGAGGACGAGGAAGAAGAAGAGCAUCUCGACACCAUGGCGUGGCCGCCCCAAGGCAAGUUCCAAGCUGGAGGCGGUAGAGUCGACUUCGGUGAGGAACGCGGCGAGAUUAACGAAGGACACUUCGUUAAUGAAGCGGAGAGCAAAGGGAUAAACGCGUGGGGUAUGGACGACACGAGGGGAAUGUACAUUCAUGGGCUGUCGGAAGGCCCGAUAGAAACCAGGGACGGUGGAGACUUCAGACAGGGACAAGAUCUUUCGGCCCAGAAGGCUCCUGAAAUUUUGGCGAGUCGCGAGCCUGCCCAGUUGCGAGGCUUGCUGCCGGAGGAAGAGCUGCAGUCCAUGUGUCACGGAAACUUAAUGGGUGAACACGUAAGUCAGCAGGCGCAAAGCGUGAAGGGACAGUUAGACUUUGACGGCUACGCAGAGCAGGGAAGCGAAUUGGGAGCGACUCAGUGGCCGGGACAAACGCAGUCUUCGUUGGGGGAAGGGGGGGCAGAGGAACUGGACAACCAACCAAGUUUGCGCACAUUGCGAGUGCGAGCGAGGCCUUCUCGAGUGAGAAGGGGAAGGAAACGCUCCCGGACGCAGAAUUUCGAGGGAGAGGAGAACGAGGCAAUGCCGUGGGAGACAGACGGGCAAGAAAAUGUAGGUUGGAGGUACGAUGGGGGGCUGGCGGUUCCGUGCGCGUUCAGCGCCGACAACCCCGCUGUGUUGGGAGCUCUUUCCGGUAGUUCUUCAGUGUUUGUGUAUCCAAAAACACAACACCUGGAAGCAGGCGUGGUGCUGGCGGGUAGAAGAGAGGCGGGGCCCAGCAGGGAGAAGGUGGCGAGGGUAGAGGGGAACACCAGCGACGGUUUUGAAUUGGGUGACCGUUUCAAUUCAGGCACAGACGCACGCGAGUUCCAGUGCCUACAGUCAGCCGGCGCGUCUGAUGCCACGCUGAUGUCGGUUCUUCAAGGUUCGGGUGUGCAGACCGAAGAAGGGGGAGACCCGACGGUCGAAGUGGGAGGACUACUUCCACCUCCGUCCGAUGCAGUGGAAAAUGGAUGUCAGAGCUCGGUGUCGCCAGCGGAGUUUGCAAACAAAGACUUGUAUUUUUACGGGCAGUUGCCAUGUGCUGGUCCGGAAAGCGUAGGGACCGGGCGGACAGAUCUGAACACCUCUUCGCUUGGGGACGGUAACGUGAAUUUGGAGGUGUUUCGUCAGACAGGCGGGGUAGACUACAGCUUGAAAGGUCGCGGCCCACCCGACUACGAUAGAAGUUCUGGACAAGAAGAGCAGAACCGUGCCCCGUUUUGUCAAGUGGCCGACGAUGCCGGCGCCGCCGUUGGCGACUGGAUUAGCGGGAACCACUAG